AUGGAGCUCUACCUCACAUUCCUUGAGCCUCACCGGAUCCGGUACACCACUGCCGACGGCGUUUUGCACGACGACUACGUCGAAGUAAAGUACGAGUUCACCACGAUCGAGAGUUCGAUCCAGCUGCAGGGUGACCUCAGGGGCAGAGACCUCAUUGAUUGGUUCGACGUCGACGUUAUUUGGUCAGACCAGCACCGGAGGCAAGACCCGUACGGCAAUGUACGGGGCUUAGGCACAAUUCAGAGGAUGAAGCUCUGGCGGGACAGAUACUCCACCUUUCACUACCUGACAUUCUACGCUAACCACCGCCGGCGCUGGAAGGAGUACCUGCUCGAUGACUUUGACAGAGAGCCCCGCCGGCGGGACGACGCCCGUCGGCAGCUUCAGCUGGGUGUACGCGGAGCCAGGAGGGGCAGCGCGCCUGAAAGCAGUCAAGGUCACGGCCACGGCCGCGAGCGGCGCUUAUCCAUCUUCCGCCAUAGACCUAGUACACCUCUCCCCAACGGCAACCCACCGCAGAGUACAGGCGAUAUUCGCUACCUCGGUAUCCAGUUCUCCAGGAACAACAACAUACAGUCCGGAACUGACGCGUGUAUGAAGAAGGUCAUUCUGGCCGUCAACGCCGGGUCCUCGUCGGUCAAGGUCUCGGUGUACACCGCUGGGUUUGGACAGUCACCUGUGCAGAUCGCAGAGUCCCAAGUGAGCGGCUUGACGGCGCCACCCGCAAAGCUCAAGUACGUGAGACGCGGCCAGGUCGUCACAAAAGAUGGCGACGUGGAUGAGAAGGUCAAUGGGCAGCAAGACGCUUUUAACCUCCUUCUGGACACACUAAUCAACGACCACGACCUCCCUGAAAUCGAAAGUAGGGAGGACGUGGCCAUUGUCUGCCACCGCAUCGUCCACGGCGGCGACUACGCCAAGCCGCAGCUGGUGGCAGACGGCACCUACCACCACCUCGAGAACCUCAACGACCUGGCGCCGCUCCACAACGCCAACAGCCUCGGCAUCGUGAGGCUCUGCAUCGACUCGUUGCCCGGCGCCCGCAACGUAGCCUGCUUCGACAGCCAGUUCCACUCCACCAUCCCCGACCACGUCCGCACCUACCCCAUCAGCCAGGACAUCGCGAGCAAAAACCGCCUCCGCAAGUACGGCUUCCACGGCAUCAGCUACGCCUUCAUCACGCGCGCCGCCGCCGGAUUUCUGGGCAAGCCCGUAGACGAGGUGAACCUGAUCGCGCUGCACCUCGGAUCCGGCGCCAGCGCGUGCGCCAUCAAGGCUGGCAAGAGCUGGGACACGAGCAUGGGGCUCACCCCGCUGGCUGGGCUCCCCGGUGCGACGCGGAGCGGAAGUGUAGACCCUAGCCUCGUCUUCCACUACGCAAGCGACGUAGGCAAACUGUCACCUGCAUCGACAAAAGAACUGCACAUCUCGCGGGCCGAGGAGAUUCUCAACAAAGAGGCCGGGUGGAAGGCGCUGACGGGCACCACCAACUUCGGCCUCAUCGCCGACGCCGACACCUGGCGGGACCACCCGGCCCGCCGCCUGGCCUUUGACCUGUUUGUCGACCGCGUCUGUGCCUUUGUGGGCUCCUACUACGUCACGCUGCGCGGCAACAUCGACGCGCUCGUCUUUGCGGGGGGCAUCGGCGAGAAGAGCGCCCGCUUGCGCGCCGCCGUGGCCGACCAGCUCGCCUGCCUCGGUUUUCAGCUCGACGCGGCCGCCAAUGAAGGGGGUGACGGUGGGGUUGUUUGGGACGUUGGCAAGCCUGGCGUGGUUCCGAGGUUGUUGGUAUGCCAGACGGACGAGCAGUUCGAAAUGGCGAGGAUGUGCGCCGAGGAGGAGCAGUUCUGGUCAUAG
This is a messenger RNA of Canariomyces notabilis, 1857 nucleotides long. Its product is annotated as acetate kinase. Gene Ontology annotation, biological process: acetate metabolic process; phosphorylation. Bases 1 to 1857 code for a protein of 618 amino acids. The record is from RefSeq and is a predicted model, not a curated record. Gene Ontology annotation, molecular function: acetate kinase activity. The transcript is spliced from 5 exons. NCBI's taxonomy places the organism in Eukaryota, Fungi, Ascomycota, Sordariomycetes, Sordariales, Chaetomiaceae.